GGGCUCUGCUUCUACCACACUCACUACCACACACAGCCUGCAACACACCCCUAAAGUGUUUCAAAAGUGGCUGAAACCUCAUAAAACAAGACUUCAAAUUACUAUGGUCUUGGUGGUGAUUAAGAAUUGUGUUCCUGUUCUGCUGAACCCAGAGAUAUCAACUCCUGAUACUACCACACCGCUACCACAGUCCUACAACUUGCCACACCUGCACAGACUUCUCUUACAAGAAGGCUAUGAUCGGAAACUCAGCGGAAGAAGAACACGACGCACACUUCAGCAAACUCGCUCUCUCUCCUACAGGCAUCAUGGAGGAGGAGCUGACGUGCGCUGUGUGCUCAGACAUGUAUUCUUCAGGACUCAGAGAACCCGUGGCCCUACCCCUCUGCGGCCACACCUUUUGCAAGCAGUGCCUCUCUAGUGUGGAAACCGAAGGUCCCGUACAUUGCCCCACUUGUCGUACCCAGCACCAUGGGGCCUCCAUCGCCAAACUACCUACUGUCUUUGCCCUUUUAAGUCUGUCGGAGACCUUCAACAAAACUGAGCGAGGAGGAUGUGGGGACCACGGAUCACCUCUGGAGUUCUGGUGUCGCGGUUGCCAAGAGGCACUAUGUGGACAUUGCCUUCUGGAGGCUCAUGUUCGAGAUGGCCACCACGUUGAGAAAGCUAAAAUAUUUAUUGAGGAGAGAAAAAUGGAAAUCCACGCUCAGGGAGCUCAAUUAGUCCAGAAAAUACGCGAAAGAAAAGACACUAUAGUCGGCAAUAUAAUUAAUUUCAUUGUCCAGAUCACCCAAGGCGCUGAAGAAAGUAAAAUCCUCUGUUCUUCAACUCAGAAAGUCGAGAAAAUAGUGAAGGACGCUGGGAAUAUCUUUAGCAUCGACUCUGUGUUGAUGUCCUCGACUUUGAUGGAGAGCUUACAAGGGGAGAUCCUGAAACACUCGGCCCAGCGGGCGGAAGAGAUCACUGGCGCUGGAAAACAAAGAUGUAAGUCCUGUAGUGAGACGGAGGCCACCAUUGGUCUCCCUCGUCAGGUAUCCGCCUCCGAGGUGGAGUGGCAGGAAAUACCUUUGGAGGAAACGGAACAGACAACCGUUCAUGAAGACCUUGGUCAGGGGUCCUCUUCGGAUAUCCCAGUAGACUCGAAGCCGAAGACUAGCAAGGAGGAGGCAUUCAUGGAAGGGACCAUAAGCCGGAGCAACAGUGUUCAAGAGGACGUGACUGUAGAAGGCGUUGAAAAGAUAUCUGUUAAGAACUUAAGAACUCCAUGGCCACUUCACUGCAGUGUCGUUGACGGGGAAGGUCGGACAGGCCGCCUCAGGUGGGAACGAAAACGACUCCACUUGUAUGCUCUUACAAAAAACCUGACAGAGGCCCAUCUCCUAGUCCAGAUGUCUCUCCUUCAGACUCUGGUGUCUCGUGAGAAACCAGAAGUAUUCCUGGAUUUAGGUGUCGAGAACGGAAGUAUCGGCCGUGUUUACAUCCGCCUUGAGGGCCGGCUGCGUCGUGCACAACACUUCUUGGCACUGUGUCUGGGUUCUUUGGGACCUUCCUAUCAGGGCAGCAAGUUCCACGGGGUGGCGAAACGAGGCGCCCCCGGGGAAACUCUAGCUGGAGGGAAGUACAUCACCUCUGAAGGUACGAGUGUAAACGGUCUCAUGGAAAAUCUGGAGUGGGGUGGCAAGUACAUCAAGGAGAAGACCGAAGGGCUGGUUGUAGGAGCCAGUGGCGGAAAACCAGAAUUAGAUGCAUUUUUCCACAUUUGUACGCGAGAGAACAGGGGGAAGAAGUUUGCUUGUGCCUUCGGGGAGGUGGUGACUGGUAUGGAGGUGGUUCAUGCCGCCGUCAAGCAUAUCGCUGUCAAGGAUGUUUUUAUCGAUAAUAUCGGAGUUGUCAUACCCACGCUGCCCCUGUAAGUCAGGGAGAAAAUACAAAAAAUGUAACGUUUGGAAUACACAGUGAAGACGGUCACAAAGAAGUACUGCACAAAAAAUAAUAAAGUUUGAAAUAUUCACGAACAGGACUGCAAAAUUGCAAUUAUGAAUAAUGAAAAUUACCUAGAACCCGACUACUUAAACAAUUUUUUUUUAAACAAAUUAUUAUGUUUCUAAAGACGAAUUAACGUUGAAUUGAUUUACUUUUUGUGACAAAUGUAGUGUGUGUGACGUCUUUCAGUAUACGAUAUAUUCUACAGUGAAGAGUGAGAUGCCCCAAUAAAACAGAGAACUACA
Homarus americanus (American lobster) is the source of this 2228-nucleotide messenger RNA. RefSeq names its product tripartite motif-containing protein 10-like. Lineage: Eukaryota; Metazoa; Arthropoda; Malacostraca; Decapoda; Nephropidae. Gene Ontology annotation, molecular function: zinc ion binding; peptidyl-prolyl cis-trans isomerase activity. The transcript is spliced from 5 exons. The record is from RefSeq and is a predicted model, not a curated record. Gene Ontology annotation, biological process: protein peptidyl-prolyl isomerization. Bases 237 to 1913 code for a protein of 558 amino acids.